Spinacia oleracea (spinach) is the source of this 573-nucleotide messenger RNA. RefSeq lists its product as uncharacterized. Bases 92 to 466 code for a protein of 124 amino acids. NCBI's taxonomy places the organism in Eukaryota, Viridiplantae, Streptophyta, Magnoliopsida, Caryophyllales, Amaranthaceae. The transcript is spliced from 2 exons. The record is from RefSeq and is a predicted model, not a curated record.
UUGAUUAACUGGAUCAUAUUAAUUACUAUAAAUUGAUAAUCAACUACGGAGUACGAUAAUUAUAAAAAUUAUAUUAUACAAAUUUGCGCAAAUGGCUAGAGCUACCACAUCAACCUCCUUCAUCAUAACAAUUGUGUUAGUAGUAUUACUGAAUACUUCAGCUCCGGCAGUUGCCGUUGUUAAUGAACCAUGUAGGGGGCCCAAUGAAGUUUGUGGAGGCUUCGUCGGAUUUGAAUGUUGUGCAGGAUUAGAUUGCAGACUCGAGGGUGACUUCAGUGAAUCGGAUAGAAGUGGAGUUUGUGUGCCACCAGAUCAAUCAUGUCCAACGGCCGGCCAACUUUGUGGUAUCACUGGCACUGGUGUGCUUUGCUGUAGAGGACUUGAAUGUGUGCCUGAUGUUGAUUUUCCGACUUUACCCGGAAUAUGUCGUACUACGGGAAAUCGUUUCAUAAAACUAACUUAUUAGUUAAUUAAGAAUCAAAUUUCAAUAUCAAUGUAUCUGGAUGUAAGUUAAUGAUGUACUUUAUGAAAUAAAUUUAAUCAAUAAUGGAUCAUGGACUGUUUUUUUCGGAA